Molecule: messenger RNA, 1246 nt
Organism: Triticum aestivum (bread wheat)
Lineage: Eukaryota; Viridiplantae; Streptophyta; Magnoliopsida; Poales; Poaceae
Product: receptor-like serine/threonine-protein kinase NCRK
Exons: 4
Coding region: 2-1093 (363 amino acids)
Biological process (GO): protein phosphorylation
Molecular function (GO): protein kinase activity; ATP binding
Source: RefSeq, a predicted model, not a curated record
GAUGCACUCUUUUGACAAGUACGCCAGCUGGAAUAGCAGAUCGAACCUCGUUAGCCACCGAUCUUCUCCCCUUACCCAACUGAAACCCAAACCCGGGCUCAGUGUCAUCAAAGGGUUUUUGUGCAGCUGUCCGCUCGUCUCCCGGAGCGAAGACGGCCCAUUCCCUGGCGUGGUUCUCCGAUUCUCCUACGCGGAGUUGGACCAGGCAACCGGAAAAUUCUCCGACGAACAGCUCAUCGGCGUCGGUGGGACGAGCAAGGUGUAUCGUGGCCAGCUCGCUGAUGGCAAAGUCGUCGCCGUGAAGAAGCUUCGGCCCCUCGGCGGUGCGGACGAAGACUAUGAGUUCCUGUCAGAGAUAGAGCUGCUGUCGCGGCUGAACCACUGCCACGUGGUGCCAUUGCUGGGGUACUGCUCGGAGCGGCAGGGGCGGCAGCUGGAGCGGCUGCUGGUGUUCGAGUGCAUGACCAACGGCAACCUGCGGGAGUGCCUGGACGACCUCAACAGGAAGCCCAUGGACUGGGCGACGCGCGUCGGCGUGGCGCUGGGCGCGGCGAGGGGCCUCGAGUACCUCCACGAGGCGGCGGCGCCGCGCAUCCUCCACCAGGACAUCAAGUCCACCAACGGACGAGAGCUUGGUGAUGGCGCGUUCCCGCCCGAGGAGAUGCAGAUCAUGGCCCACCUGGCCAGAGAGUGCCUGCAGUGGGACCCCGAGGCCAGGCCCACCAUGACCAAAGUCGUCCAGAUCCUCUCCACCAUCGCGCCCCUCGCCGACAAGCGCCGUCGCCACCACCUGCCCGCCGCCGCCGGCGCCUUCGCCCCGGGCUUCCACGCCGAGAGGCCGCGGGAAUGCUCAGUGUGGCAGGACGACGACGACUACGGCCAUCGCCGCGAUCACCUGCACGGAGGGUACGGCAGCAAUGCCAAGGGCGCCGUCUUGUCCGGAGAGGUCACGGUUAACGUCGGGAUGCCAGUGACGAUGAUGACGACGAUGGGGCGGAGCUGGCGGUCGGCGGAGCAGGAGGAGGUGGACCUGACGGAGCCGCGGCUGGAGACGUUCACGGAGCCGACGACGACAGCCAGCCCCUUCAGGUGAACGUGAGAUGAAUCGAAUACGUCGUAGAAUAGAUUGAUAGAACAGUCAAGUAGAGCCAGAGAAGAAAAAUGUGAGUGAGAUGCAUUGUACAGGCAAGAACGUAAUCAAAUCAAUUUGAGAAGAAAAAUGUGAGUGACAUGCAUUGCGACCAAA